Molecule: messenger RNA, 2296 nt
Organism: Amoebophrya sp. A120
Lineage: Eukaryota; Dinophyceae; Syndiniales; Amoebophryaceae
Source: the annotation of a GenBank genome assembly
GUUCGCUGUCGUCCCCCAUCGCUGGUCCGGAUUGGAGCUAAUAUCGAAGGCAUUAGCGUUGCUUCGCAGCGUGCAAUCCAAUUUAUUGAUGGAGAAAUGCUCUUUCGCUACAGGCUACGAAAUCCACGACCACUAAGCGUAAGCACCAGAUGAUAGUACACUUGCAGCUAUCUUCUUCUUCAUCAACGUGCGCAAUUAUAGUCGUCGUCUAGUGAGUGUGGACAUUUAGCAGGAUCAGAAGCUGUAUGUGCAUUUUUGUACUCUAAUAGCAAUCGUCAUAGUGUCCUUGCGAUCUAACUCUGGUAUACGAAUUCUUCAUCAAGAUGCAGCAGCCGGCGGGACUGACGCUGCAGCAGCCAUCAGCAUUGCAGGUUCCAACGAUACAAGGCAAGAGCUUGAUGUCAACAUGGUUGGUAAAAGGGCGGGACAGCAAAAUCAAAGGGUAUACUUCCUUUACUUUGUAGUUGAAAUUGGAGAAUAACAUGGUGACUGUACAACUAUGUAUGCAUGAUGCCACCACGUGCACGUCGCCCAAAAUUCCCACGCAUGACAAAUUGAUGAGAUUCAUUUUCUUCCUCCCCUGCGUACAGGUUCGGUCAUGAUGUGCAAUGUUCAUUUCUGCGUCUGCCAUCACCAUCGCAUCAGGUACUUGAGCAAAGACGGACAGCACGUCGUGUCGGAACACGGUCAGCAGUUUAGAAAGGAUGACUGCACCAUGGUGAAAACGACCUUGAUCAAGCCCAUGGUAAGCCCGACCAUAGCAGCGCCACAGCUCGCGACCGGGAGUGGGUCAUCCUCUGCGGGAACCCCGCUACAAACUCGCCCGAUCGCGUCGACAACCACCACUCCAGCGGCUGUUUCUUCACUUUCGUCGAGCAGCAACAAUGGGCCCUUCAAUUUCAUGGCCGCCCCACAGGGGAUGGCCCCUCCUGUCGGUAUCACCAACAUCGGCAUGCGUAUCAAACGAAGCCACUAUUUCUUACAUGGUCGGAGUUGCGCGUUAGCCGACACGCCAUAUAAACACUGCUGUGUUGAGCAUAUGAAAAUUCAAAAAAAAAUCGAAAAAACUAACAAGAUUUUUAAAUGGGUACUUGCGCAGCUUGUGGUGCAGCAUUUGUGGCAAUUGGUCGUGUCGUCCCGCUCUUGUCAUGAAGUACCUCGAUCCAUUUCGGAAAAAAAAGUGUUUUCUUAAAGUUCAUCCAGACUGCCGUAGAAGUGCAACUCCAACUCCCGAGUAGGAUUGACUGUUGCAUAAACUAGACGCCAAUCGAAGUGCAAGUGAACGAAAAAUGGUAUUCGACUACGCUAGUUGGCGCCAGUUCCACGGUAUUUGUUCGAGAGCUAAACCAACAUGUGGCCUUGAAGAGCUCCUCACGACCAACAGGGUGCCCCUGGAAGACUGCAUCGAAGACCGCGGCCGCAGCAGCUGCGCCGGCAGCGUAGGAGGAAGCUCACGGAGGGGCAGGAGGUACUUUUGAGGACAUGAUAUACGAACAUAGAACAUUCUUGGAGUUGUUGUGAUUGCAACCAAUCUUCUUGGCAUUCGAUUUUUCACUUCCUGUGUGUGCCGAAGUUGUUUGCUUGCUUCCUCUCCUCAAGCUUUCCGUUUCACUUUCAGUUUCAAAAUUCAUUUUACAAAGCAGCUGCUAGUACGUAACGUUCCUUUCAACCCUCCACUUCAUGGUGCUUUUGCUUGUCUGAUGAUGAAACCGAUGGAUGGAAACACAAAAAGAUGAAGCAACAUUUCUUGAAGGUUUUCAUACCAGUGCGCUUGAACUUUCUGGUGGUUACUACAUCGAGACCUGGGUCGACAGUGAAUGUUUGUCGCCGGAUUUGCGCGCCGACGCAUACGAAGAUUGCCUUUGGUGAAGUAGAAAAUUAAUGAGAUUUUUUAUUACAACAUCGACAUUCACAUCAACAUCAACUUCUAUCUUAGCGUCCGAUUUCACUUUGUUCAAGUUCAACGUAUCAGUACCAUCACUUUGACUCCCCUGCCGAUUUGAGAACCUAGGCCUACGACCGGUAAGUAUACAAAGAGACGCCAGCCAUAAAGCUUUUACCGAAAGAGCAAAAUACGGGCUGCACCAAGGAGAACAUGACUUCUCCUAUGUCCUCCACAUACAUGAUAUUUCUUGACGCAACGAGAAAGAUAGAAACUUGAUACUAAGAAAGACGAGCACGAGCGCUACAACAGGGCCACUCCGUGUCCGUCUUGACGUAACUUGAACAAAUAAAACUCGACUUCAUGUUGAUCAUGAUGAAAACAUGAUACGACCGCAGGGGCGCGUGACCUUCG